UCAGUCAGUCAGUGCUCAUGCCCCUCCAGCAAGCCGAACCAAGCCAGCAUGGCAGCCAAACACUUUUACCGAAACGGCUUUUUAUUACUAUUAUUUGAGUUUAUCUCAACCGCAGCCUUGGAGAAGCGAUUCUCCGACUUGAAGAGAUGUGCGGACGAGGAGUGCAGCAUGCUCCUAUGUCGUGGGAAAGCAGUGGAAGAUUUCUCAGGACCGGACUGUCGCUUCUUGUCAUUCAAGAAAUCAGAAACUGUCUAUGUGUACUACAAAUUGUCAGGAAGAAGACCUGACAUAUGGGCUGGGAGCGUUGGAAGCCAUUUUGGUUAUUUCCCAAUGGACCUCCUUGCUGUCAACCAUGUGUAUACUGACAAAGAAGUUGAAAUUCCGACAGAGGAGACAGAUUUUGUCUGUUUUGACACCGGAUUUGACCGCUUUGACAACUAUGAGAUAGACUCCUUAUUGGGCUCCUCAUCUAAGGAGAGUGACAGUGGAAUUAUUGGUGAUUCUGACCUAACCCAAGUGCCAGAGGAGCCACCAGAGGAGAAGGAAGAGGAGGUGAUUGACAGCAAUGUAAUAACUGCUGAUAUUGGCAUGGUCCCACAUGAUCAAAGUGCCUCUUUGCCUGAACUUAAUGUGGCAAAUGAAUCACCCGCCACUCAAGAAGAAGUGCCUGACACAUCAGCUCCACUUGAUGACACUGACAGGGCUGCAGAAGACCAACAGAAUGAGAAACGAACAACCGUAGCCUCUUUUCCUAAAGAUAGUGAGUUAGAAAAGCAUGAAGCCAAAGAUGCCCGCAAACAACAUGAGGACUCUCAGCACAAAGACGAUCUCGUGUCUGAAAGCAAAACAUUCUCGACUUCUCAAGGAGAGAAAAUCUUAGAUUUAAAAACUACCUUUGGCUUGACCUUCGACGCCGUCGCAACAGAUGCAGAGUCCACCACGAAUGUCACGCCAUACAAGCAGGAGGAAAUGCUUGAGGAUCUUUCUGAAGAUGAACAUGAUGCGGACAAGAUAAGACCAAAUCCAUUGCUAGCUUUCUCUGAAGGAGAUGAGACGGCUGACAAAGCAACCUCUGUUCCCCGCAAAGAUGAAGAAAAUCCUGUGGCGACACAUGACACACCAAAAACUGAAGACGAGGUCACAUCGACACUAUUUGAUGACAUUUUUUCAGCUGUGACUGGUGGAGUGAAGACGGACGGGGAAACAAGUUCAGAAGAAGAAGACGAUGACUUGGAAGAGCCAGAGUCAGAAACGAUUCAGGAUUUUGAGGAAGCACAAGAAGAAGCAGCAGAAGAGAACAUGGAUACAGUCCAUGGUGAUUCACCAGAUUCAGCAUUUGUACACCCUGAAGAAAACGAAGCACCAGAAAGCCUUCAUUCGAUUCAUAGAGCUUCGCCUGAUUCUACAGUUGAACACCCUGAAGAAAAUGACGCACCAGAUAACCUUGAUUCGAUCCUUCGAGAUUUGCCAGAUUCUGCAGUUGUACACCCUGACGAAAACAAAGCACCAGAAAACCUAGACUCAGUCCAUAAUGAUUCAACAGAUUCUGCAUUUGGACACCCUGACAAAAACAAAGCAACAGAGACUCUAGAUUCACCAGAAUCAAUUGUUGAGGAACUCUUGUUUGAUCUUGACGAUAGUUCUGAUGACUUAGCUGUCAAACACGAGGAUCUUCAAGACGAAACACCAAAACCCACCGAUGAGCCAGAACGACAAGAAAGAGCGAGUACAGUCAUAUCCAAUCCUAUUACACAGAAUGAACCACUGGACCACUUACCUAACAAAGUGACAGAUGAACGCAGUGAGGAUAGAAAGGAAGAGGAUCCACUGGUUGUUAAAGAAGAUACACACGACAGCGCCAUUGCAAUGGAGCAUAAGUACAAUUUAGAGGAGGUGUUACAUGAAAAUAAAACAGAAAUACAAGAAGAAAUUCCAGAAAUUGUUCCAGAAACUAUUCGUGGUGUGUCCUCAGAGGAGAUGGAAUCCUUCGAUUCGCUUAACGAACCUGAGGCUAAGCCUGCAGGAGAUUACAUCCUCCUUGGUCUUGAAAACAAUAAUGAACAGCAGGACGAGCCACCUAUUGAUGAGGGACCCCUUGACGCGGAUAAGAAAGAUGCAGAGAUGCAUGAAGAGAAAUCUGAGGAAAUAGAAGAACUACUUGAAGAUGAAAAUGCACUUUAUUUGUCACAGGCAUAUGAUGCAGAGUCUAAAAAACAGUCAACAGCGAUGAGUCCACCCGCAACUCCCGAGCUAAAAUACAGCGACAGUGUGUUGAGACUAACUCUGCUGCAAGGGUACUACAGCCUAGAGAAGAUGGUGCGCUUUCAGAAGUUUCUAGGGCUCAAGAAUCUCUACAAAGUAGAGGCCAUGUUCUCAGACCUGGACAUCGAACUGCAGGCUACCCGUCUUGCACACUCUGGCACAGUGCAAGACAUGGAAGGUGCGCUCGAGAACAUCUUGGAGACCUCAGAGAACACCAUCUUGGAUGAAAUUGAAAAGAUGCUGGACAGCCGAGAUGCGAAGUAUGACGAUGAGCAGCAAAUAGGCAUGCUAGAUGAGGAAACAGAACUACUGGAUGACUUCCAGGAGCUAGCCUUCCACCUGCGGCAGAAGUAUUCUGCAGCGAGUGAUAGCACACCUUUGGCAACAAAGAAAGCAUCAGAUUAUGACCAGGUCGUUGCAGAUAAACCUGAAGAUUUGCCUCACAUGGUUGAAGUGAAGAAAGCUAACAUCUCAGAGGUGGAGCACAACGACAACCUCACAGAUCUUCUGGAAAAUGCGACAGAAAUGAAAAAAGAGCAGUUCGUUGUGGAUGAAGCGCAUGCCGCACAGGAUAUUAACGUGGGGGAGGAUGGCGGACACUUCAACAAAAACAAAGAAAACCAGCCGAGUUUCAGCUCGUCAGAUGAGAUGCAAAAGUUCCCGCAAGCCACAUUGGAAAAUCCCUUAGAGAUGGGUCUCACUGAGGUGGAGAGCUCGCCCUCAGGAUCUUUGGACUCCAUGGAUGCGUCACCUGAAUUUCACGACGAAGAAGUGGGAAUACUCUCAGAUGGACUUGCUUUUCUGUGCUCUGCUGCUGCAUUGGUCAGGAGUAAAGUUGCAGAGUGGACACUUAUUAUUAUUUCACUGCUGCCAGAUGAGUGGAAGCCUGGGGAAACCUUCUUUGGCUGUCCUUGGCAGGCUGUCAUCAUCACUGCUGUCGUUGGAGUCAUGACCUUCACCAUCUUCUUCUGGAAAACUGUGCUGGUGGUAAAUAAGAGGGAAUAUCUUGUGGAUGAAAAAAGACUGGCUGACCAAAUCCAAGCACUUAAAAAUGAGAAGAAUGAUACACUGGCUAGAAUGUCUGAACUCCAGAAACAGACUGAACAACUGAAAGAAAGUCAAAAAGAGUCUGCAGAGACAGUUAACUGUGCAGUGAAAAAGAUGCAACAGUUGGAGAGUCAGGUUUUCAAGGCAGAAAAGCAGAAUGAGCACAUGGCGGAGGAAAAAAAGUUGUACCAAAAACAGCUCGAAGAAGAAAAACAAAACUCAAUACAAAUUGGACACCGGAUACAAAAAUUGGAGAAGUCAAACGAGAAGCUACAGCUGAGCAGGAAGAAAGUCCAGGAAACCUUAGCUAAGACUACUGUUCUCCUGGAUGAGGCCAAGAUCCGGGAAGAUGCGAGGAAUGUUCAGCACAAAUGCCUUGAGAAGGAGCUUGCGACCCUGAAAGAAGAAAAUAAAAAUCUUAAAGUUACCAUAAAAGACUGGGAGGACAAACACACCACACUCAGUGAACAGAUUAAAGUCUAUCAAAAGGCCCAAAAAGAGCUGGAGGACUCUGUAGUGCUCAAAGAUCACAACGUGGAGGUUUUGUCAGAACUCCUGGCUGAUCUCGAUGCUUGUGAGUUGCAAAAAGGUGAUGGCAAGAUGUUAGUGAACGGCGAAGUAGCACCUGAUAAGAAGACUGCAGUAAAGAACAGGAUCAAGCAGAUGAUGGAUGUUUCCAGGGUCCAAACCACACUUACAGUGAUCGAAGAAGAGCGAGACCGAUUUAUGUCCAAACUUCUUCAUGAGGAAAAGUCUAGGAAAGCUCUGGAAGAAAAACAUCAGGAACUGGAACAUGCCAUUGCAACCCUCAAAAGCGAGAAGAGCCAUGUGGAAAACCAGCUCAAGAUCCUGCAGCAGAAGAAUGAAAUUAUGGUGGAAAUGUACCAACAGAAGGAAAAUGCUCUGCAGCAGAGGCUCACCAAGGAGGAGCUGGAGCGGCGCAGCAAAGAGAAUAUGCUGUCCGAGGUAGGAGGAAAAGCUCUGGAGGCCGAGGAGCAGGUUAAAGUCUUGCGUCAGCGUAUUAAUGAAAUGGAGGAGCAGAUGAAGAAGACAGAGGAAGUCUAUAAGGAGCAGAUUAAAGAACAGGAAAACAAAACUCAUUCAAACUGGGUCAAUGCUCGCAACGCUGAGCGGGCUUUGAAUCAAGAGAAACUUGAAUCAUCAAAACUGCGUGAAAAGUUGGCAGGACUGACAUCUCAGCUGAAUGAGCGACGCGCUCCUCUCUUCAGACCCAACUCAGGACAAGCUGCUGGCGUUUGUCAAGGCGAUUCAUAUGGGCCCUCCCCAGUGAGUGGGGGGGCGCCAUCCCCGCCGUUAAUGAUCGAGGGUCCCAGGCGCCCUCCCUCUGCCCCUGUGGGUCGAAGAAUUGACCCCUAUGGUCCACGCCCUCCAUCGGACCCACACAGUCGUUAUCCUGACAACAAACACAUCCCUGGGAUGGACAUGUCAGGCCCCCGUAGCUCAUCACCCGCCAACCUGGAUGGCUCUCAGACGCAGGAAGUAGAUGCACAGAUAACAGACGACACUCAGGUUGACGCCUCCAAAGAGGGUCCAGAGCCAGGCCCUGGAUCUUUCCUAGCAUCACCCAUUAGAGACUCGCCUGGCCCCCUUGGUCAAGGACCUCCACCGGGUCCAGGACUCCAUGAUCCACUUUUCCCUCCAGGACCACAUGGCCGGCUGCCACCUGGCGGGCCCUACAGACCUCCAAGGCCACCUCUCUACCAUCCAACACCAGGAGCCCACGGUCCUCCUCCAAAUGUGCCUCUCCCUCCUCCUGGACCCCCGCUGCCAGCCAACGGCCACCCUGGUUUUCCUGUACCAGGACCCAUGGUAGGAGAGUUUGGACCUCGUCCCGCCAAUGGACACACAUUCCACCCUAGGCCUGGUCCCGGCCAUGUCAUUGAUCCUCGAGGUCCUCCGCCGCCACAUUUCCGUCCACCUCAUCAUUUUGGGCCGAUGCCUCCGCUGCAUGGUCCUCGUGGAGUCAUGGGACCGCGUCCACCUUUCCCUCCUGACAUGCGCUUCCCAGGACCACGUGACCACCUGGGCCCUCCAAUGGACUUGCCUCCAGGUGUCCUGCCACACCCUGGUCGCAGUGAAGCCUUUGGUCAUCCUGGAGCUCGCCCCAGUCAGGACCCGCCCCCAAAGCAGGAGGCCUCUCAGGACUCAGCAAGUCAAGCAUGGGGCAGAGGGUGUAUGAGUGCUGCCAGCUGAAAAAGUGAACAAAAUUUCUGUUUCAAAGUCCAACAGCGCAAACAAGAGAUAUUGUAGGUGAGCACCUGGUGCUACGCUUGAAGGAAGACUGUCAAUGAACUGGUUAGUGUAAAUAAGUGUUGCAGCAUGAAACAUGUCCUCUAAAUGACCAUAACACUGUUUUUACAGCAAGCCUAAGGGGGGAUGUAAGCGCCUCAUUUGCAGGAAAGACACAUACAGGAGAUCCUCGCUAUUGUGGUGGUUACGUUCCAAGACACCCAGUGAGUGGUGGAAAACCGAACAAAAAAAAAAAAAAUCACAAAAAAUUCCUGUUUUGGAAAACAUGCCUCUCAGUUAUUAAUCACAUUUGAAAUAGAUUUGUACACAUUAAACAGUCUUACCGUAUUGUACUUAAACGUGCAGUUACACAUUGCAUCUUGUUAAAGUGUCUUCCUGCUGGAACAUGUUGAGUGAAUUGACUUGUGCGACAGCGCCCCCCUGGGAUUCAUAGCUGCAGAAGUUUUCCCCCAGAGGGGAUAACCCCCACAAACCACUUUCUAUUUUAAUCACCAUAAACAAAGAAAUUUGCGAAUAGGCGGGGAUCUACUGUAUUGUGGCCCAACGUUUGGCUCAGUUCCCUUUUACUUUCUUAAUAUAGUUGUGGAAAAACAUUAUUCUGAUUCAGUGGUAGCUGUAUUGGACUUCUGUGAUCAAGUUUGUAUGUCUUAGCUGUCCUUGUGCAAGGUUUGGUGAAGAUGGAGAUAAAGUGGUUUCUUUGUGAGAAGCUGGAGUUUCUUCCUCCUAAAGUCUGUGGGCUUCUUGUACCUACAAUCCAAAAAAAAUAUAUAUAUAUUUUCGGUAACAUCACAACACAGCAGCAACAGAACCAAUGUUGUAAUGGGGCAAGCCGCAAACUGCUCAGCCAACAUUGAGUUUCACACAAACAUCUAAAAGCGCAUGCAAAGAUAGUUAAAGCUGAUGGAUUCUGACUCCUCAUACUUCCAAUGCAUUUGCUGCCAUUCAUUUUUUUUAAAAUGCACCGGGAGGUUGCCUACAGCCACAGCUGUUAAUGCCAGUGUUUUUUGACCCAACCUAACUAGAGACCCCAAUAACCCCCGAUAACUGUAGGAGUUGCUGCCGUAAAUUGCACAGCGGCAUUAAUCGGCGCAUUUGCGGUGUGAUGGGAGUAGUGUAGGGUGACUCACAGCUCGAUCACGAUGGGUCCAGGCUUGAUCUCGUCCAUUUCCAAGAACGCAAAACAUUUUGUGCUGGUAAACCUCUUUUUGGGUUUGUAGUGCUUGAAUUCAAAGAAAAUGGCUGCUCCUGGAGAUGAGAAGUUGAUAUUUGGACCACUUAAACAUCCGCAUUUGCAUGGAAAGCUCUAACAUUACAUAUUACAAACAUGGCAUUCUUCUUUUCAUGUCACUGAACCAGAAAGUUUUUUUUGGAGGAAUUUACCGUUGCUAUACCAAAAAAAAAAAUGGUACGGUCCUGUCAUCUUACCAUCCUGCGUGAAUGAUUAGCUGGCAUUCCAAUCUACUGCCUCACUCUAGCCAGAUCGCACGCUGCUGACUGCAGAAACUUUGUGUUCACCUUUGGCAGAAGUCCAUUCUACUUGCAUUUUAUUGCACUUUUGGGUAAGAUAUCGCUUCUAAGCAUUUGUCUGCUGGCUUGCUUUAAAAGUAUCAGAUGUUACCUUUAGGUAAUUUCUCCAGAUGCCUUUGGAUCUCUACAUCCAUGCUGAAAUGAAUGUAGAUGUCCUCCUUCUUGGUGGCCACAGGGGUGUCCUGCAUUGGGUUCAGGUCCACCCCGUUCAAAUCUGCAGGCACAGAAACAGAUUUUCAAAAUAAAGUGGCACUAAAUGAGACAAAGGAUACAUUGCGAUAAAGUGGAGUUCACUACCUUUAACACUAAUGCUCAUGUAAGGGUCGAUGCACUGCCCAGCAUCUUUCAGACCAAUUUUGUCUAUUCUUAUUGUCAGGAGCGUCAUCCCAGGCUCGGAGGGUAACCGUGGCAACAAGGUACCUGCAGUGGACAAAGAUGUCACAGUUUGUUCAUCCAUUCAUUC
Messenger RNA from Dunckerocampus dactyliophorus (ringed pipefish), 7570 nucleotides. It is a transcript of the gene mia3, whose product is annotated as MIA SH3 domain ER export factor 3. Gene Ontology annotation, biological process: endoplasmic reticulum to Golgi vesicle-mediated transport; vesicle cargo loading; protein secretion. Gene Ontology annotation, cellular component: endoplasmic reticulum exit site; endoplasmic reticulum membrane. The record is from RefSeq and is a predicted model, not a curated record. Gene Ontology annotation, molecular function: protein binding. Lineage: Eukaryota; Metazoa; Chordata; Actinopteri; Syngnathiformes; Syngnathidae. The coding region runs from base 49 to 5523 and encodes 1824 amino acids. The transcript has 30 exons.